Penicillium olsonii is the source of this 1626-nucleotide messenger RNA. NCBI's taxonomy places the organism in Eukaryota, Fungi, Ascomycota, Eurotiomycetes, Eurotiales, Aspergillaceae. The record is from the annotation of a GenBank genome assembly.
AUGGUGGCUGCUCUUCCAGGGGAGACGGCCAUUUCGGCCAAGCGUGCCCAGCUCGCCGGCAAGCAUGGAUUCAUGGGCUUGCUGAGCAACAAGAAGACAACAUGCAUUGGAUUGUUCGCGUCGCUAGGUGGUUUGGUUUAUGGAUAUAACCAGGGAAUGUUCGCUCAGGUCUUGACAAUGCCUGCAUUUCAAGCAGCGACGCAAGGAUAUGCUGCGGAGACGGGUAUUCAACAGGGAAUGCUGACCUCUAUCCUCGAACUGGGUGCGUGGGUGGGAACAUUAGCAAAUGGCUACCUGGCGGAUGCGCUCGGUCGACGCUUGACAGUCCUGGUUGCCGUGGUGGUAUUCUGCGUCGGUGUCAUUGUCCAGGCAUGCACAGAAAGCCCCGACUAUGUCUUUGGAGGUCGUUUUGUGACCGGUCUGGGUGUUGGUAGUCUGAGUAUGGUGGUGCCGCUAUACAAUGCCGAGUUGAUCGGUUACGGAACGAAUUAUAUUGGUGGCACGGGAGAGACACAAUCGGACGCCGCGUGGCUGGUACCAGUCUGUAUCCAAAUCUUGCCCGCAAUUGUCCUCGCCGUGGGAAUGAUGAUGUUCAUGCCCCAGUCCCCGCGUCAUCUGAUGAACACCGGUCGCGAGGAGGAAUGUCUGACCACCCUGGCUCGUCUGCGUAACGCAUCCACUGAUGACUUAUUGGUCCGCAUCGAGUUCCUGGAAAUGAAGAGUCUAUAUCUCUUCGAACGGGAGACAGCCAAGGAGAAGUAUCCCGACUGGCAAGAUGACUCGUUUUCUAGUCGAUUCAAGAUCGGAUUCUAUGAUUACCUGUCGCUGGUCACCAACAAGUCUCUGUUCAAGCGCACCGCAACGGCCUGCAUGAUCAUGGUGUUCCAACAAUGGAAUGGCAUCAACGCAAUCAACUACUACGCACCUUACAUCUUCAAGGACAUGCAGCUCGGCGGAAACACCAUCUCGCUCCUUGCAACUGGAGUGGUAGGAAUUGUGGAGUUCAUUUUCACAAUUCCCGCGGUGCUGUGGGUGGACCAGAUUGGGCGAAAGAAGAUCUUGAUCGCCGGUGCAGCUGGAAUGGCAAUCUGCCACUUCAUUGUCGCAGGUAUCAUUGGUGCCUAUCAAGGAACCUUUGAUGAACAUAAAGCCGCAGGCUGGGUUGCUAUUGUAUUCGUUUGGAUUUUCGUCAUCAACUUUGCCUAUUCCUGGGGCCCAGUCGCGUGGAUUGUUACCUCCGAGGUAUUCCCUCUUAGCAUGCGUGCCAAGGGCGUGAGUCUGGGCGGCAGCAGCAAUUGGUUAAACAACUUCGCAGUCGGUACUGCUACGUCUCCCUUCCUUGAGACUAGCAACUUUGGUGCAUUCAUCUUUUUCGGAUGCAUCACGACCAUUGCGAUCGUAUAUGUCAUUUUCCUGGUUCCCGAGACCAAGGGUCGGACUCUCGAGGAGAUGGACGAGAUUUUCGGAUCUGGCGGCAUGGCAGCCGCAGACAAUGAGCGGAAGCAUCGCAUCGAAAGCGAGAUUGGUCUUCUCGCGCUUGUCGGUGUGGAGCCUGCGGAUGAAAAGCACACCGAUCUCGGGGAAAGCAGGAUCGAAUACUCAAAGCAUGAGGGUGCAGCGCCAUAA